ACAUCUGAUCCACAUGUGAACGACUCUACUAUCGAGGAUCCGGAUCCACCGCUCCUUACCUUCUCUCUCCCACGUGGCCACGUCCCACCAAUGGCGGUUUGAUCUGAUCCAUUGCUCCCCUACGGACGUUCCUCCUCCGCCGCCGCCGCCGCGUCAUCGCCCUCCUCCCUACCGGACUGGACUGGACGGGAGUGGAGAUCCGUCUCUGCUGGUAAGCCCUGACUUGCCCAUGGACUGGUUUCGCUUUGCUCUAGCUUGUUGUCUUCUUCGCUGCGACGUCUGUGAGCGACCGAGCCCAUAUCGUCAUCUCUGCGAUGUCCCAUCCGAUCUGGCCAAGCCCGGAAAUGCUUCUUGUUAGCUAUUGAGACCGCAAGAUCUGUGGUGGCACCGGGUGCAUCUUUCGCCGCUUGAUUUGGGGUCUUGGUUAUUGUUGGUUGGUUGCUGGGCUGCGUAAGUGCCUAUAUGUGGAUGGUGGAUCAGUUGAUGGUAAGAUUACUGAUGGCUCUAGCAGUUUCGGUGCCCAGGUUGGAUUGUUAAUGGUGAGCUUGUUGGUGAGGUUGAUUCUGAUAGCUGUGAAGUAGCGCUAAGUAGUAAACUGCUCUUAGUUUGGUUCGGAGGUGUAAAAAUUGGUUCCUUCUUUUCUUUUCUCUGUGUGAUGUUUACUUCUUGAUGAAUGAAUGAAUGAGCGGUGGUUCCUAGAUUCUGUCUCCCGCUGGAGAAGGCUUGAUUAAUAGAUCUCGCCUUUUGUAAUGUAAUAGAUCAUCUGAUGUUUAUGUUAUAGUAUCAGCAAGCCUAGUUGCUGAAACUGUUUCUUGACAAAUAAUGAUCAGAUUUGAGGGUAUGGCUGAUAAUGAGAAAGAGGUGGUAGAGGGAAGCACCCCACGAGGUGUGGACUGGGAAGUGGUGACUCUCACAGCAUCUGCCUAUGAAGCAGUACCAGGGCCCGGUGGGACAGAGGGCAAGCCUGCAGCAGGGACCAAAGGCCUUGAUGCAAGUAAUUCAUCUGAUGCAUUGCUCAUGUCCGAUCACUUUGUGUUUCCUCCAAGUGAGCACGAGAACCUGCCAAUACAAACCAGUUUUAAUGAGAUACAGCUGGAGAAGGAUGCGCAGGAAGCAAGUACCAGUGUUGAAGAUUACAGUUUCAAGAAUAUAUGGGAAGGGUCAGAGAGAAUUCAGUUCUACGAUGAAGGGAAAAACCUCUUAGUUGAUGAUGUGGAGAUGAGAGACGAAGUACCUGGAUACGGUUCAGCUCAUGCUGAAGAUGAUGAGCAUGGUUUUGUUGCUCAUGAUGAUGACAAUGAGGCUGGUGCUGAUUCUGAUGACAAAUUGGAUCAGCCCUCAAAAUCUGCAGACAGCAAGAGCUGUGAUGCUGGUGUCUCAUGUAAAUGCUGGUUGAAGAAGCAUAUGACAUGCUUGUAUCACCAAGCGAAGGAAACAAAUGCUAUCUGGUCGGUGGUGGUUGCAGCUGCCCUGGUUGGGAUUGUGAUUUUAGGACGUUGGCACAAAGAUAAACUGCACCUUGACCAGCUUAAAUGGCGCUCUGGCUCAACAGUGAGAGGAUGAUCAACAGGUGGUCUUCACUGAUACAAAAAGCUUUGAUGAGUCUUUUCAAGUCACCUGAAGUUGUAUGCAAGAUGGUUGUUGCAAUAUGAUUGUGACGAUGACGAAAAGGAGUAUAUCCAAUGUAAUAAUAUGAUGCUUGACUGGGAUUUUACUUGCAGCCUACAAUGAGUGCCUUGCGGACUUCUAAGAUGCCAAAUUCUCUUGUGCCGUUCACAUGAUUAUAAGUUCCUGCUACUUUUGCGGUGAUAUGCACUUUGACCGAUGCCUGUACAAUUCAGAAUUGCAUACUGCUGAGUCUAUUAUAACUUGGUUGUUCGGCAAGGGAAACUCACAUGCAUCUGUGCUUUUAGCUUCAGAGAAAAGGAAAACCUGGACGUUUGUUUGGAUUCUGUUUUGUAACUCUUUAUUACUGAAACAAUUCUUGGUGACGUUAGCAGUUUUGUUCAAAGCAUCAUAGUUGGUGAUUUUCAGUCCAGAA
This is a messenger RNA of Phragmites australis (common reed), 2041 nucleotides long. Its product is annotated as ATG8-interacting protein 1-like. Gene Ontology annotation, cellular component: intracellular membrane-bounded organelle. The coding region runs from base 823 to 1563 and encodes 246 amino acids. The transcript has 2 exons. NCBI's taxonomy places the organism in Eukaryota, Viridiplantae, Streptophyta, Magnoliopsida, Poales, Poaceae. The record is from RefSeq and is a predicted model, not a curated record.